Messenger RNA from Mizuhopecten yessoensis (Yesso scallop), 1377 nucleotides. Its product is annotated as alcohol dehydrogenase [NADP(+)]-like. The record is from RefSeq and is a predicted model, not a curated record. NCBI's taxonomy places the organism in Eukaryota, Metazoa, Mollusca, Bivalvia, Pectinida, Pectinidae. Gene Ontology annotation, cellular component: cytosol. The transcript has 10 exons. Bases 84 to 1061 code for a protein of 325 amino acids. Gene Ontology annotation, molecular function: aldose reductase (NADPH) activity.
UUCAAGGUUUGUUUACGUGUAGAUCUUGGUUGAUUCAGCAUUGUGGCAAACCGUUUUCCAAGGAACAUAGAACACAGGCCAGCAUGUCAAUAUCUACAAUGGAUAUAACGCUGAACAAUGGAAUCAAAAUGCCGUUGUUUGGGCUCGGGACGUGGCAGAGUAAACCGGAGGAUGUGAAGUCUGCCGUUCGGACCGCUUUAGACACUGGGUACCGCCUCAUUGACACGGCUUUCAAUUACCAAAACGAGGAGGCAAUAGGUGAAGUCCUAAAGAAGUAUACUGAAACCGGCAAAGUAAAGAGGGAGGACCUUUAUAUAACGACGAAGUUAGGAAAUAUCCUCACCCGACCAGCUGACGUUCAGUAUGCCAUGUCCGAAAGUCUGAGAAAACUACAGGUUUCAUACGUGGACCUUUUCCUGAUACACAUCCCUUUGGUGCUGAAGAAACAGGCCGACCCAUACAAUAUCUUACCCAUGAAAGAUGGCCAGCUUGACCAUGAUGGCGCAGUUGACUUUGAAGGCGUCUGGAAGGAGAUGGAAAAACUUGUUGACGAAGGGAAGACAAAGAACAUUGGCAUAUCAAACUUCAAUGUUGCACAAGUGGAACGAAUCAUGAAGGUGGCACGUGUUAAACCAGUGGUCAAUCAGGUUGAGUGCCACGCCUACUUUCAACAGAAAGAAUUAGAAGCUGCAAUGAAGAAACAUGACAUAGUGAUAAUGGCCUACGGUUCACUUGGAUCCCCCGGCAGUGCAGCAAUAAUUACAGUACCAGGAGAGUCCCCACCCCCUGUGUUGCUUCAGGAUCCCGUCUUAGGCGAGAUGGCAAAAAAGUACAAGAAGACUCCAGCUCAGAUUCUGAUAAGGAACUUGCUCCAGAGGAAGGUGAUAGUUAUCCCGAAAAGUGUAACGCCCAGUAGGAUACAGGAGAAUGGAAACGUGUUUGAUUUCAAGAUUUCCUCUGAAGAUAUGGCCACUAUUGCCGGCAUUGACAAGGACUUGCGAAUGUUUAAAUUCCACAUAAUGGCCAACGCACCCGAUUAUCCUUUCAAUUGUCCCGUAUAGAAGCUGGAAUUGGAACUAUGACUUCAUGCAUAAGCUGUGUGUGGAAUUGAGGUGCUAUGGACAAUCAGAUUUAGUUACUUGUUUCCAGUGUGUCAGAAGUGUGGUUCAGUAACAUUUAGAUGUACGGUGAACAAUUUCCAAGAUUCCAUCUUAGCUACAAUACAUAAGGAUUAAAUUUUGAUCUGUCAAAUAUUCAAGCAAAUAUGAAUGGGGAAAUUUACUUACACAACGACAUGAACGGUCGUAGCGAAGGUCGUUCAUGUGAAGUGUGCUUUUUGUUUUGUUUCAUUGAUUAUUCAAGGAUAUUAAAUAUAAA